Stegastes partitus (bicolor damselfish) is the source of this 1293-nucleotide messenger RNA. RefSeq lists its product as uncharacterized. The record is from RefSeq and is a predicted model, not a curated record. Gene Ontology annotation, molecular function: ubiquitin protein ligase activity. The transcript is spliced from 2 exons. NCBI's taxonomy places the organism in Eukaryota, Metazoa, Chordata, Actinopteri, Pomacentridae. Bases 153 to 797 code for a protein of 214 amino acids. Gene Ontology annotation, biological process: protein ubiquitination.
GGAGAACUGUGUGUAAGUGGGUUAAGGAAAGCACCGGGGUCGAAAGUGUGCUCUGAUCAAAGGGCUGUGCAGUCGAUCUCACCAUCUGUUGGUAAAGGUUUGUCCACAACUUGCCCUCUUCCCAUCACGGAGUUCACAAUUCGCUUCCCACUAUGACAGGAGAUGUUGUCCCAGUUCCCCAGCAGGGGGACCCAGCUGCUGAAGCACCCAGUAACAGCCCAGGGGAGGCCAUGGAUGUGGAGUGUCCCAUCUGCUACCAGGAGUACAACCAGUACAACAAAUGCCCCCGGAUGCUGGAGUGCCUCCAUGUUUUUUGCACCGAGUGCCUCCAGAGGAUCCAGCUCUGCCCCUGCGAACCCCCUGACACCAACAGCCCCCCAGCCAUCCCCUGCCCCCUCUGCCGCCAUUUAACCCCGCUGGAGACUGGAGACGCCCUCACCUUACCCUGCAACUCCCGCAUCCUGGCCAGGCUGCCCCCCGUGGCCUUCCGCCUGCCCGUGAACAUGGCCACCCGUCUGGCCACGGUCACCCAGAGAGUGGUGCUGUCUCUGGAGGGCAACAGCAGGGAAACACGCUUCAUCAUCCUGCCCACCGUCAGCCUGCGGGUGCAGCAGAUGCACCCGGACAGGCCGUACGGCACCGCGCCAGGCCUGGUGGGAGAAGAGGAAGUCAUACAGCAGAGCAAGAGGACGCUGUUUUGUGUGCAACUCCUGGCAGUCAUCUUCUGGGUGCUGUUUGUGAUCACCUGCGUGGUCGGAGUAGUUUUCGGGCCACAUUUCUUGAACAGGAAUCUUUAAUAGAAAACAGGAUUGACCUCCUCUUUAUAGCAGAUAUAACUCUGGAUACACUCUGCAGGAAAACACUAUAAAAAGAAAGCAGACAUAACAUUUUAGGGAGUAUAAAAGACAAUCUUUUUCAGUUGUGUUUUUAUGAAGGUACUUCUAACUAAUAUACUUGCUAUUUACCCAGUAGUUAAGUCAAACUCUGCUUUUAUUUAUUAUUGAAUAGCCCACUUAUCCUCACUGUACUGCAUAUUUACUCCUAUUUCAUCAAUGAUGAACUGAUGAAGAGGUCCCUCUAGUGGUUUGUUUCGAAACGGAUGAAUUAUACUUGUAAUAUUUAUAAUUUUUAAAAACUCAACAUUGUCCUUAAGGUUUUGUUUUUUUCCUUAACAUUCAUGUUGUUUAUCUCAAUGCCUGCUUGAAUGUCACUAUGCUUGUUAAUAUUAUUACUAUCCAGCUGAUGACUGUUCUGCCAAUGGAUAAAUCGAAUAAAACUGGCUUUCCUAACACA